AUGCAUCUCUCGCCCCUCGCCGUAACACUCACCCUCCUUCCUCCAGCCCUCUCCACCCCCCUCCUUAAUUUCUCCGCCGCCAACGGUGACCCCCCUUCCACCCUAGGCAUCCUCAACCUCGAAGAAGCGCGCGACCAAAAGGUCUCCACGAACACCAACGACCUCUACAUCAAGCUGGCCAGCGACCCCCACGGCGUCCCGGCCCUGCACUACCACCGCAAGAAGGACUACAUCCGCGCCGAGUACCACGCCCUCGCCAACCAGAUCGAAGAAGGGAAGACCUAUUACAUUGGCUACAAGUUCUCGCUUGGGGUGAUUGAGCAGAGUUUGAUGAUCUUUCAAUUCAAGGCCUACGCCGGCAACAACGCCGCCGCCAACGGAGCGAACAUCCCGCUCUCCCUGGAGUUCAAAAGCGGGCAGCUGCACCUGCAGUACCAGGCGGAUAGCUCGAGCGGGCGGGAGGCGCAGUGGUCCCGCACCGUCGACACCGAUACGGUCUACUCGGUGGGGAUGGUGAUCCACACGGGCCGCCCGGGGUGGGUGGAGUUCUAUUUCGAGGGCGAGCAGCAGACCCUCGGAACCGCCGGGGGAGGAACCAGGCUGACGGCCAAUACGUGGACGGGGCGAACGGAGCCCAAGUUCGGGGCGUAUCGCGGCGAGACGGUUGCCAUCGAUACCUAUGUGUAUCAGGUGCAGAUUGGCACGGCGUUGGGGGAUAUUGUGGAGGCGGCAGGGUUGAAGGGGGGUUCUACCCCAGGCGCAAGUACCGGUACCAUCGCUACAGGAUCUUGCUCCUGGGAGGGCCAUUGCGCGGGAGCUUCCUGCGAAACGGAGGAUGAUUGCUCCGAUGAGUUGGUUUGUACGGGUGGGAAGUGUGCCUCUACUUGA
This is a messenger RNA of Aspergillus aculeatinus CBS 121060, 888 nucleotides long. RefSeq lists its product as uncharacterized. The transcript is spliced from 4 exons. Bases 1 to 888 code for a protein of 295 amino acids. The record is from RefSeq and is a predicted model, not a curated record. NCBI's taxonomy places the organism in Eukaryota, Fungi, Ascomycota, Eurotiomycetes, Eurotiales, Aspergillaceae.